AUGACUACCUCAGGCAAUGGCUGCCAAGGUAGGAAUCAUAUCUCCAUCACCUCCUGGAUCGAGAAGCUCCACCAGAAGAUAGGAGAUGCAUCAUCUGCAAUCAGGAUGGGGUCUAUAAAUGUCAAGAUUGUCUUGGGGAGCCACUCUAUUGCACAGGCUGUUGCCUGGAGUCAAUAUCAUUGCAAUCCUUUCCACUGGAUCAGUCAAUGGAAUGGUCAAUUCUUCGAGAAAAGUUGUCUGGCUCAUGUUGGACUCAUCAUAUACCUUGGUCAUGAUGGCAAGCAAUGUCCGGUAGUCAUGGAUAGGUGGGAUUUGUUUGACGAAGAUGAACAAGAAGACCACUUUGAACCUGAAGAUCUACCUUCUGUGUCGGGACCCAAGUUCCAGCCCAAGGAAAAUACAAUGGUCAUUGUUGACAAGUCAGGAGUCCAUCACCUCCAGCACCUCAGCAAUGAACUAUUACAGCAAGCUUCAGCAAAUGACCUCAAGCGUGUUUCCACACCUUGUUCUGGUAAUCCCAUAUCUACAUCAUCUGAAGCACAUUAUAUUGACAAAGCACUUUGCAAGGACCGAUACAGAGAGCUUAUGAGAGUCGCUCGACAGUGGAGGCAGUUAAAGUCUAUGAAAUGGCAUGGCUUUGGCCAUCGUUCUGACAACCCGAAUGCCAGAGAUCUUGCAUUAUUUUGCCUGGCAUGUCCUCAGCCUGGGAUUAACAUAUCCUUGUCAGGGGAUGAAUCACUUGAUGACUGGUCAUUUGUGAUGGAUGGAAAUUUCAAAGCCGAACACCUGCAUCCCAUCAAGCUAUAUGAUGAAGUUUGGCUCUCCGAUGGGUUGGGAUUUAUGGUGAGAAAGGAAAGACAAAUGAACAUGGACUACGCACUUUGUGAGGCUGCCCAGCACAACAUGGAUGGGAUUACAAGGGCUGUCACCUUCUAUGACAUCAACUGUCAAUACAACAAGCACUUGCAUGUUCGGGUGGAUCAAAACCAAUUUCUGACAAUGGUUCCAGAAUUGACCGUCAUUCCCAGAAUCGGGCUGUGGCAUAUCCAUGGACAUCAGGAUAGCUGGUAUGUCAGAUAUGUAUCAAAUUUCAUUGAAGGCAUUGGUUGCAUUGAUGGAGAGAUAAUGGAGACCCUAUGGGCAUGUCUCAACCUGAUUUCUCCUGCUGCUCAGGGAAUGUCUUCCCUGCAUUGGAAGGAAUGUCUUGCUUUCCAGAUGAACGAUUCCAACUUUUGCAAGAUGAUCUGCAUGAAGAGGACCCUUUGCCAGAAAUACAAGCAGGCGAAGAAUGGCAUUGCCAAAAGUGGAAAGGCUUUUGACAGACUCGACAAAGCCGCACCAGCCAACUUAAAGACAGACUGGUUAGCAAGUGAGAGGAUCGCUCAGUCCAACAGAAUCCAAGAUCCAGCUGUGAUGGAUAUAUAUGAGAUUAAUAUUGAGAAGGGUAAGAUCACUCUGUCUCGAUCGAAGUCUGAAUUCAUUUUGAACCCAGCACUGAGCAAAAAGGAGAUAGAGCUUAGACUGCUGCAGGAGGGUAAUGCCCAUCAUGCAGCACCUUCUCGCAGAUCUGUGGCAACAUGGAUAUCAAUGGGCCUGGCAAUUGAAGAGGCUCAAAUUGCAUUGCUCAUUGAGGUCCAAAGAAUAGGAAAAAGAACUACCAAGACUCAGAGAUUAGACAUUUCCCAGCAAUGCAAUCGUCUACAAGGCCACAUAGAUGCAUUCACUCAGACUGCUCUGAUGCAUCUGGGAGAGGGAUAUGAUGCAGAAAAUGAUCCUGAUGAUUUGAAUAUAGACAUUCUCGAUGAUCUUGAUGAUGACCUGGAGGAUUUCAUCGGGACAUCUGAUACAUGGACAAACUCCCCCGAGCUCACUGUCAUCCCAUUGCCAUCAAACCUCGGGGUGACGUCAGUGCACCAGGCGGUGUCCCUCCAUGCCAGCAUAUAUACCAAGACCAGGAAGCAAAUGAUAAAACUUGAGCCGGGCCAAGACCAGCUACAAAAAUAUAAACCCCUGCUUCAGGAGCAGCUCAAGAAUGAGAAAUUUUACCACGUUCAUUGGCUUUGGGCAAAGGCACUACGGGAUCAAUGGAAGGAAGAACUGAUAUUGGUGGAAUUGGAGAUGGAUUGGACAUGUAAUUUCUUCUUGUGGAAAUCAACGCAAUGGGGCGACCAGAUGAGGGAAUCAUUGGUGAAACGCCUUCUGGGUCAUGCUUGCUACUCCGGAAGGCAAUCCCAAAUGUAUUCAUCACUGGCACAGGAUGCUCAGGCAGCGUUUCAAGACCUGCAGAGCAUGUUAAUAGAUGCCCAAGAUGAAUGA
This is a messenger RNA of Suillus paluster, 2316 nucleotides long. RefSeq lists its product as uncharacterized. Lineage: Eukaryota; Fungi; Basidiomycota; Agaricomycetes; Boletales; Suillaceae. The coding region runs from base 1 to 2316 and encodes 771 amino acids. The transcript has 7 exons. The record is from RefSeq and is a predicted model, not a curated record.